Pelodiscus sinensis (Chinese soft-shelled turtle) is the source of this 1838-nucleotide messenger RNA. The record is from RefSeq and is a predicted model, not a curated record. NCBI's taxonomy places the organism in Eukaryota, Metazoa, Chordata, Testudines, Trionychidae.
AUGCCUGCCCCCACACUCACUGUGAGUCCAUCAUACCGCGUCUUCCUACCUAGGGAAUCUGUGACCCUGACGUGCUCAGCUCCCAGCACUGACACCGUGACCCUGAUCCAGUUCUUCAGGGAUGGCCAGAAAAUCAACUCCAAUGUCAAAUCUCAUCAACUGUCGAGUGUGUCUGAGAGAGACGCUGGCGCGUACAGCUGUGAAUACUGGAAGAAAGAGUCUGAGCGAGAGAUCCCAUCGGAGAGGAGCCGACCCAUCUCCAUCACAGUGACCGCCCGGCCGUCUGUCCCUGACCUCACUGUGAGCCCACAAUACCACGUCUUCCUACGUGGGGAAUCUGUGACCCUGAAGUGCUCAGCUCCCAGCACUGACACUGUGUCUGGGAUUCGGUUCUUCAGGGAUCACCAGAGAAUCUACUAUGGAGAGCUCCAGCGGUAUCCGUACAAAGCCAGAUCUCUUCAGCUGUUGCGUGUGUCUCAGACAGACGCUGGCGCGUACAGCUGUGAAUCAUGGAAGAAAGAGUCUGAGCGAGAGAUCCCAUCAGAGAGGAGCCGACCCAUCUCCAUCACAGUGACCGCCUCUCUUCCAGUCCCCCAGAUCACUGUGUCCCAGUCACAGCCUGUCUAUAUCACGGGGGAAGAUGUGACCCUGACGUGCUCAGCUGCUGGGUCCCCCACCGUGUCUGGGAUCCGGUUCUACAGGGACAGUCGGGAAAUCCAGUCCAAGGAACUCCCCUCACCUCGCAACAGUCACACCGAGUCACUGCCGCUGUUGAGCGUGUCUGCAGGCAGUGCUGGGGAGUACAACUGUGAGUCCUGGAAGACAGUGUCUGGCCGAGAGAUCACAUCUGCGAGGAGCCAAUCUCGCUCCAUCAGGGUGACAGAUCCCCCUUCCCAGCCGAAGCUGAGUGUGGAUCCCCCGUCUGGAGUGGUGAGCGAAGGGUUUUCCCUGAACAUCACCUGCACGGCCCCCGGGGAUGCCCGCGAGCGGAGGUUUCACUUCUACAAGGACGGAGCCGAGCUCAUUCCCGGGGAUCUGGGGUCCAAGAUGAGCACCAUGGAGCCAAGCACCAGCUCUGUGAAGGGCUCAGUGCUCAGCAUCCCAUGGGCCGGUUCCAACAUCACCGGGGAAUUCGCCUGCGGGUACGAGGAGAACGUGGCUGGAAGAUGGAUCCCGUCCCUCAGGAGCUGGACGGUGAAUGUUACUGGAAACAUCACAGUGUCAGUCUCCGCAGCUCACGACUUCCGCUGGGUCCGGGAAGUGGCCGUGGGUGGCUCCUUCUUCCUCAUCAAUGGCCUCGUCCAUGUCUCCUAUCGCUGCUUCUAGAUCCAGGAACCUGGCUUGUCCCCUUGAGGGGCCCUUCUUUACGUGCCGUGGAUUCUCUCCACAAGUUGUCCUAUUUGCUGCAAUCACUCAGCUUGAAUUUCAACCUGGAGGGGGAAGUUCUGGUGGAAAAUCAAAGGGUGAAACCUUGGAAACACCCGCAGGGUCUGAAAGGGCUUUGGGCACCAUGAGCAUUUCAGCCACCAAUCGAACUACAGCUGUGUCCAUGGCGGGGCACGGCCACUUUUUAACAGCUGCAUUACAGAGAUUGCUUCUUUGGUGUGAACCCGGCUCCCCAGUAUUCACUUCCCACGUGUAUCUGUGCCAAUGUGGCUCUGUACUCUGCCUCAGGAGGAACAACCUCCCAAACUACAAUAGCACAGAGGAGUGUAUGUGAGAGCGACACAGGCGGAGAUACGGCUGUUCUCUGUGUGUCCCUGUGAAAUCCGUAUUUGAACACAGCGCAAUGGGAUUGCUUCUCCUAACACCAACCAGGAAAUGCAGAAUUGCCCAAU